Messenger RNA from Staurois parvus, 921 nucleotides. Lineage: Eukaryota; Metazoa; Chordata; Amphibia; Anura; Ranidae. The record is from the annotation of a GenBank genome assembly.
GAUGUGCUGGCACAGUCGGAGCCAUUGUCACAUGUCCCCUGGAGGUGAUAAAGACACGGUUACAGUCCUCAGGAAUCUCCCUACAACCAGUUUACUACUCUCAGGUACAGCUUGGGACACUCAGCGGAGGAGGAGUUUGUACGACCGACCACUUCCGUCUCCCCUACUGUUCUCCAAGUUCUCAAAUCCAUCCUUGAAAAAGAAGGACCAAAAUCUCUUUUCCGGGGGCUGGGUCCUAACCUAGUUGGUGUCGCUCCUUCCAGGGCCGUCUACUUUGCAUCGUACUCAAAAGCCAAGGAGCAGUUCAAUGCAAUAUUUGUUCCUAACAGUAACCUCGUGCACAUGUGUUCUGCGGGAUGUGCAGCGUUUGUGACGAAUACAAUGAUGAAUCCAAUCUGGAUGGUGAAAAACACGAAUGCAGCUCGAGAGAAGGGUGAGAGGGUCCAAACAGAUGAAUGCCCUGCAGUGUGCCCGCUAUGUGUAUCAGACGGAGGGGAUGAGAGGAUUUUACAGGGGCCUCACAGCCUCCUAUGCUGGGAUCUCAGAGACCAUAAUCUGCUUUGUAAUAUAUGAAGGCCUUAAGAAGCACCUGGAGGAUAACCACUUAACCCACGACCAACGGCAAACCCGGUGAGAAGACCUCCUCCAACUUCCUGGGAUUAAUGUUUUGCUGCAGCUUUUUCCAAAGGAUGCGCCUCCUGCAUUGCCUAUCCACACGAGGUGAUCCGCACCAGACUGCGGGAAGAAGGCAGCAAGUACAAGGCAUUCUGCCAGACGGCGCGUUUGGUGGCACGAGAAGAAGGCUACGCUGCUUUUUACAGAGGACUUUUAGCCCAGCUUUUCCGGCAGAUCCCCAACACUGCCAUUGUCCUUUCUACGUAUGAACUCCUAGUCUACCUGGUGCGCGACAAACCCAAGUAA